This is a messenger RNA of Rotaria socialis, 3780 nucleotides long. NCBI's taxonomy places the organism in Eukaryota, Metazoa, Rotifera, Eurotatoria, Philodinida, Philodinidae. The record is from the annotation of a GenBank genome assembly.
AUGCAAACAAACAAUGUCUGUGAUGCUUUUUCUCAACAAGACGAAUCAGCAUAUAUUGAUGCUUUUAGUACUCUAAUAAAAGAUUCCUAUUCAGCACCGCUUCCUCGAGAGCUGACAACCACAUGUAAGAACCAAAAUAAAGAUUCAGUGUCAACAGUUAAAUCAAUAACAACUUCAAUGUUAUCAUCUGAUUUACAAAUAUUUUGUGGUACCGAAACCAUAUGCACGAUACCAGCUGGCUUUACAGUUACAAUGAAUAGCAAUUUAAAUGUUGCUGCUUUAGUUUUGAGUGGUUCAUUAGUUUGGAAUGACGUCAACGGAGGCCAAUUCGACAUGAAUCUAGCGAGUAAACAAGGUUAUAUUUACAUAAAAAAUAAUGGUCUCAAGCAUCCAACGGUUUAUACUCGCGCUUUUGGUGCCUAUAAUACCGGCAAAAUACGUGUUAGUGGUCGUCCUCUUGCUAGAACUUGGUCUUUACUAGCUGACAGAGCGACAUAUGGCAUGAGUUCAAUUAGUCUCUUGCACAAACCUGAAGAUAUGGGCUGGAGAGUUGGCGAUAGAAUUGUUAUAGCUCCCACUAUGUCAGGCUCAAGAGGUGAUGCUGAAGAUUAUACGAUUGGAGGAUUCGAGACUAAUAAUACUAUAAAAUUGCUCAAUAAAGACGGAACUUCUAUUGGCGUUAUAUCAUCAUUUUUUGAGUCAAAAACUCUGUUUACAGGGGAAAAUAUGUCUGCUCUCAUGCAAGCUGAAGUCAUCAAUCUUUCACGUAAUAUUAUAAUUACCGGAGAUGAUUUUCAGCAUGUUAAUUGCGUGAACGAUGUAGCUGACGGCAAACCAAGCGAUAGUAUUCAAGCCGAUCAUUGCUCAUGUUGGAAGCAUAUUAACCGAAGUAAAUGCACUCUUGGAUUGCAUACAAUCGCGGUUGGGCCUGGCUCUGUUCUAUCUUUACAAUAUACAAGAAUUGAGAAGUGUGGCCAACGUGGUAUUUUAGGAAAAUACUGUGUUCAUUUACAUGUAAUUACUAAAUGUUCUGAUUGUAAAAUUAUUGGCAAUGCUGUUGAGUAUGGCCAUCAAAGAGGUACUACCAUUCAUGGAACGCAUUUAGCGACCAUAGAGAAUAAUGUUUACAAUGACAUUCGUGGUGCAAUAAUAUAUAUCGAAGAUGGAAAUGAAAUGUAUAAUAGAAUAUUUUAUAAUGUUGGAAUAUGUCCUUGGGCAAAAUCCGGAGAAAAAAGGGGAUGCACUGUACCAGGCACAGAUAAUGAUCAAUCUGAUACUACAUUAAAUCAAGCUGGUUUGUGGGGUUUGAGUUUUACUAACUACGCUAUUGGAAAUCGUUUUGCUAAUAAUUUUAAUGGUAUGUUGUAUCAAGAGCAAGGAUUCGAUCGUGGUCGAGGCCACGUAAAUGGUUUAGAAUGCCCCAGUUUUCAGCAAAUUGGAAGAUUAGAAGGAAAUACUUUUCACGGUUGUGGAAGAUUUGGUACAUAUGUACUCGCAAGUGUGUUCCCAAAAAAAACCGACAGGUCGGUUGAUAAAAAUGGUCUACCAACUUUAAGCACAUGUAAAGAAUGGAGUGCAAUUGGUGAAGAUAACGGAUUACCAGCGACAUUUAUGCACAAUAUAGAUUAUGACAAUGUAUUUGUAGGCCAAUAUAAUGCUGGUGAUUUACAGUAUCGAUUUCAUACAAGCAUUAAUAACAACAAUUUGAUUUACUGGAAAGAAACGAAAAAUUUUCAAGAUGGUUGCUCCUCUCACAUUGCUGACUCGUUUUAUGAUUCAGGCAAUUUGGCUUUGCCUGGUGGCCACGGAGCGUUUAUUUUAGAAAAUAUGAUUUUCAAUAACGAAGUUAGCUUUGAGUCAAGUCACCAUUGUCAAAGUGGAGUAACUGGAGUACUUUGCAUGCCAACUUAUGUGUUUGUCAAUAUGAAAUGGACUGGUGUUACAUCUGAAAGAUCUUCGAUCUUAAAGUGGGGACCAAACAAUGGCGCUAUGUUUACACUUGGACCUGAUGAUGAAAAAAAUUUAAGUGGGAAUAAAUUAUUUCCUGCUGGCUUUUGCUCUAUAGUCAAUCCAUAUUGGUCCUAUCUUUUAGCAUUGGAUAGUGGUGCUUCUUGUUUAAGUUCCAACGAUGUUGCUAAUCUUUUAAGUCAAGAUACUGUUAAAUUUACGAGAAAGUAUGAUGGUGGAGCUAUUUUUUGCAAAAGGCCUGUUCGCCGACUUGAGAUAUUCUCAUUUAAUCAACAUCUUACAAACUAUCAACCCAUGCAGUUGGAACUUUGGCAAUUCGGUAACCUCAUAAGCUCAGUUACUUUGAAUUUUUUUCAAAUUGGAGACAGAAAGCAAGGCUACAGUGCCACUGUAGUUCCUGGUUUGGAUCACAAGUACAAAUUGUCAAUGACUGGCGGAGGAAAUGUGUCUCCUGAUUGGAUUAUUGAAUUUUCUGACCCUAUUUUUGGAAACCGUUGGAACAGAGAUGAGAUUGAUCUAGUUGUUGUAGGUAGAAACUGUUCAUAUCCAGUUCACUCUCAACACGAUCGGAGAUACAUUUGGUCUGGAGAUAAUUACCUUAGAGUAAAAGGGAGAGGAGCUUGCACAUCUUUUCCUGAUACGCAACCCGUUGACUGUAGAUCUCAACCAAAACUAAGUAAUAUUGAGCAUUGUCCAGGCAAAUGCCCGAACGGGUGUACAAAUGGAUACUGUGAUUGUGCAACAGGAGAGUGUUUGUGCAAUCCUGGAUUUUCUGGUUCACAUUGUAAUAUUGACACUUGUGCUGCUGCUGGAUGCAUCAAUGGUAAUUGUGUUGCUCAAUAUCUUGGACAAGAGUUGCUUGUCACAAAUAAACCAUGUGUUUGCAUUGAUGGUUGGUAUGGCGGUAAAUGUAAUACAACAACGCCGCCACUUCCAGUUCCAGACCCAGUUCCCACGUGUUUUAACGGAUGUUAUUUUUUCACCGACAGUGAAAUUACCGGUGGAGAGCUUGGGGUUAUUCAAACAUCAGAUCCAAAAGCUUGCUGUGCUGCGUGCAAUGCGAAUGCAGCCUGCAAUUCAUGGGUUUUGUCUGUUAUUUGCUUUUUAAAAACAGGAACACAAAGAAUACACAAAUCUGGAAUCAUAUCAGGAAUUAAAUGUUCAGCCGGAACAGGUUCUGGCACAAUUCCGCCCGUUACCGCAGCACCUGACACAACCCACUGUGAUGGUAGAUGCAAAGGUCAAUACCCUUACGGUUGCAAUUCAGCCUUUCAAAUUGGAUAUUGUAAUGCAGGAGGUGGGUGUGCUUAUUCUACAAUGGAUGAUCCUAAUUGGUGUUGUUUCAAUGGUUGUAAUCAACAAUCAUCUGCCACAAAUCCAUCAGUUAUGACCAAUGCGCCGACUGAUAUACCUACAACAAUUACUGCAGCACCUGUAUCAGCUACCUGUGACGGCAGAUGCGCUGGAAAAUUUCCUUACGGUUGUAACUCUGGGUUUUCUAUAGGAUACUGUAAUGCUGGUGGUGGCUGUAGCUAUUCUACAAUGAAUGAUCCCAGUUGGUGUUGCUUCAUUGGUUGUAAUCAACAGCCAUCUACCACAGACUCACCAGCUUUGACAAAUACACCGACAGAUGCAUCUACAACAGUUACCGUAGCACCUGUAUCAGCUACCUGUGAUGGCAUAUGCAAAGGUCAAUACCCUUACGGUUGUAAUUCAGCCUUUCAAAUUGGAUAUUGUAACGCAGGAGGUGGAUGUACUUAUUCUAUCACUACUCACCCAAAUUGGUGUUGCUUCAAAGGUUGUAAUCAAUAA